Messenger RNA from Papilio machaon (common yellow swallowtail), 1664 nucleotides. Its product is annotated as probable methylmalonate-semialdehyde dehydrogenase [acylating], mitochondrial. Gene Ontology annotation, cellular component: mitochondrion. Bases 5 to 1591 code for a protein of 528 amino acids. Gene Ontology annotation, molecular function: malonate-semialdehyde dehydrogenase (acetylating, [NAD(P)+]) activity; methylmalonate-semialdehyde dehydrogenase (acylating, NAD+) activity. Gene Ontology annotation, biological process: thymine catabolic process; L-valine catabolic process. The transcript is spliced from 10 exons. NCBI's taxonomy places the organism in Eukaryota, Metazoa, Arthropoda, Insecta, Lepidoptera, Papilionidae. The record is from RefSeq and is a predicted model, not a curated record.
AGCAAUGUUGCUGUGGAGACAAUUUUAUUGCACAUAUCAAGUAAAAUUGUGGUCAAAGUCUCGCUUAAUCUUCAAUAGAAGUUACAGCAGCUCUGCACCCAGCACAAAAUUAUACAUUGAUGGACAGUUUGUUGAAUCCAAGACUAACAAUUGGAUUGAACUAACAAACCCCGCAACUAAUGAAGUUAUAGGCAGAGUCCCAGAAACAACUAAGGAAGAAUUAAAUACAGCGCUAGAGGCGGCCAAGAAAGCAUACAAAACAUGGAGCCAGAGCACUGUCAUGACACGCCAGCAACUUAUGUUCAAGUUUGCAAGAUUACUCCGAGAGAAUCAAAGCAAAUUAGCAGCAAAGAUCACAGAAGAGCAAGGCAAGACGACAGCUGACGCUGAAGGAGAUGUUCUCAGGGGCAUUCAAUUGGUAGAGCAUUGUUGCAGCAUCACAUCGCUGCAGCUUGGAGACUGCAUACAGAACAUAGCAAAAGACAUGGACACGCACAGCUACAAAGUUCCACUCGGAGUUGUUGGCGGCGUUGCUGCAUUCAACUUCCCGGUGAUGAUCCCCCUGUGGAUGUUCCCUCCGGCGCUGGUGACAGGCAACACCUGCCUGGUGAAGCCCUCCGAGCAGGACCCCGGUGCCACCCUCAUGAUGAUGGAGCUGCUGCAGGAGGCCGGCGCUCCCCCCGGUGUUGUAAAUGUGAUCCAUGGCACCCAUGAUCCGGUGAACUUCAUCUGUGACCAUCCUGACAUCAAGGCUGUAUCCUUUGUGGGUGGAGACGGAGCUGGCAAACACAUCUACACCAGGGCUUCUGCAGCCGGUAAACGUGUGCAGAGUAACAUGGGCGCUAAGAAUCAUGGUGUGAUCUUGCCCGAUGCCAACAAGGAGCAUACACUGAACCAGCUCACCGGUGCAGCAUUUGGUGCAGCCGGACAGCGCUGUAUGGCACUCAGCACUGCUGUCUUUGUUGGUGAAGCUAAAGAAUGGAUACCCGACUUGGUGAACCGCGCACAAGCACUAAAGGUGAACGCGGGCCAUGUGCCCGGCACUGACGUUGGUCCUGUCAUCUCCAUUAAGGCUAAAGAACGAAUCAUUCGACUCGUUGAUUCAGGAGUCAAAGAUGGCGCCAAACUGGUACUCGAUGGUCGAGGUAUUAAAGUAUCGGGCUUCGAAAAGGGCAACUUUGUCGGACCAACCAUUCUUACUGACGUCAAACCUAACAUGGAAUGCUAUAAAGAAGAGAUAUUUGGUCCAGUUUUAAUCUGUCUGUUUGUAGAUACUUUAGAUGAUGCCAUACAAAUGAUUAAUUCUAAUCCUUACGGUAAUGGUACAGCUAUAUUUACAACCAAUGGUGCAGCUGCUAGGAAAUUCUCCGCUGAAAUUGAUGUGGGACAAGUUGGAGUGAAUGUACCAAUUCCUGUACCACUAUCUAUGUUCUCCUUUACCGGUACUAGAGGCAGUUUCCUUGGUACGAACCACUUCUGUGGUAAACAAGGUAUAGAUUUCUAUACGGAAUUGAAGACUGUGGUUUCCUUCUGGAGACAAAGUGAUGUGUCUCAUACUAAAGCAGCCGUUUCUAUGCCAACACAACAGUAAAGAAAGGUUGCAUUGAAAGUAUAUAAAAAUGUAUUUUCUGAGUCUUAUUUUAAAUAUUAUAAAGAGGGUUUAA